Molecule: messenger RNA, 1467 nt
Organism: Didymosphaeria variabile
Lineage: Eukaryota; Fungi; Ascomycota; Dothideomycetes; Pleosporales; Didymosphaeriaceae
Exons: 8
Coding region: 1-1467 (488 amino acids)
Molecular function (GO): oxidoreductase activity, acting on paired donors, with incorporation or reduction of molecular oxygen; iron ion binding; monooxygenase activity
Source: RefSeq, a predicted model, not a curated record
AUGGGAGUCGAAUCCUUCCAAGGUCUCGCGCAUACGGUGCAAACAGUGGCAAUUGCUGCGUUGAUAGCCGUGGCGUGUUACUACUUCCCCAAGAUCAACCUCAAUGCGCAGCUUGCGAAGCUACCGGCUUUCGGGGCGGAGAGUGGCGAGAAGCAGAGGACCGAAUUCCUCAAACAUGGAAAGGACAUGUACUUGCAAGGAUAUGAAAAGUUCAAAAAUCAAGUCUUCCGCAUGACCACCUCCGAUGGAGCCGAAACCCUUGUUAUAAGCCCUCAAUUCCUACCCGAAUUGAGGAAACUCCCAGACACAGUAGUGAGCUUUCCGAAAGCCAUCGAGGAGUUGAUGGAGGUCAAGUACACGGGACUCCUUGCCGACGAGCCUUUGGGGAUACACGCUAUCCGAGCUGACUUGACGCCAGCACUUGCACGCCUGAACCCUGUGGUUUAUUCCGAGGUUCUGCAAGCGCUUGAAGAAUUCAUGCCCAAAUGCGAAGAUUGGACAGCUGUCAACAUCUACGGAAAGCUUGUGAGUAUGGUAGCUACCAUCACUGGGUCCCUCAUCACAGCUCAGCUGGACAUCAAAAAGCUACGACCCCUCUUCAAGCCGUGGUUCGCGCCUCGCCUCCCUUCGGUUCAAAGAUUGCAUGAGGCUGAAAAGAAUCUUGCGUCCUUCCUAGAACCAGUCGUACGGGCACGACAAGAUGCCGAAAAGAACGAUCCUGACUGGCAGAAACCAGAUGACAUGCUAACCUGGCUUAUGAACAGACAAGGUGAAUUUGGCGUCAGGUCGACACAUCAGCUAGCGAAGCUGCUCCUUGGUCUCGUCUUUGCAUCGAUUCAUACUACCACUCUGACUGCCACGAAUAUACUCUAUACUCUUGCUGUCUCUACUGAGUACAUAGAGCCACUGAGAGAGGAGAUCCGCCAGGUAAUGGGCGAGAAUGGAGACACGAUCUCAACUCGUGCUCUGCAGCAGAUGAUGAAGCUGGACAGCUUCAUGAAAGAGACAGUGCGCUUCUAUCCGCCAGGCUUUACAUCGUUCCAACGCAAGGUUCUUCGCGGAUUCACCCUUUCCAACGGCCAGUACAUACCGGCUGGUGCAAAGAUCGAAGUGGCAUCUCAUGCCGUCUAUCAAGACCCUGUCAAUCACCCCAACUCCGAGCCUGCAGAUGUCUUUGACGGCUAUCGAUCCUACAAGCUACGGCAAGGAGGUACAGCGUCCGAUCACGCGCGAAACCAAUUCGUCACCACCAAUGAACAGAACUUGAUGUUCGGUUACGGAAAACAUGCGUGCCCGGGAAGAUUCUUCGCAGCGAAUGAGAUCAAGAUGAUUCUUGCGAAUUUGAUCUUGAACUACGAUUUCAAGAAUGAGGAUGGGAGCAAGGUACGCUAUUCUCAACUGAACAUGGGAAGGCAGUCGUCGCCAGAUGCGAAGAAGAAUCUGCUGUUCAAGAGAGUCGAGGUUUGA